AUGUCCCCAAGCCCAGAUCUUGAGGACCAGGAAUGGGAGGACAUCCCACUGGAGAGCACAGAUCUCACUAUGGUGGCCUCACUCAUUGCUGAAGAACAGGCAGCACAGAUUUUACAUGAAUGGGCACAAGUCCCAGAAGACCACAACCCAUUUCCCUACCCUCAGACUGAAGUUAUAUUUAAAGAUGCCUUGGAAAGGCUGCAAGAAAUGGAACAUAUACCCUCAUGCCUUGAUACUGCCAGUGCAGCUGGGCCAUCUACAUCAGCAGCCAUUGAUCUCAUUGACAAUUCUGAUGAGUCUGGUCACAACAGUGGUUCAGAUGUUUUCUUGCCCUUAUUGUCUCCCCCUACACCAUCAUCAGAUGGUAUUAUAGCAUCAGCAAACAUUCCUGCCAAUGAUACCUCUACUCCCACCCCCAGUCCUUCAGCUAGCCCUGUUUGUCCACCCCUCUCAGGAUAA
Messenger RNA from Pisolithus orientalis, 459 nucleotides. RefSeq lists its product as uncharacterized. The transcript is spliced from 2 exons. The coding region runs from base 1 to 459 and encodes 152 amino acids. Lineage: Eukaryota; Fungi; Basidiomycota; Agaricomycetes; Boletales; Pisolithaceae. The record is from RefSeq and is a predicted model, not a curated record.